Molecule: messenger RNA, 2127 nt
Organism: Paralichthys olivaceus (Japanese flounder)
Lineage: Eukaryota; Metazoa; Chordata; Actinopteri; Pleuronectiformes; Paralichthyidae
Source: RefSeq, a predicted model, not a curated record
AAUGAGGAGGAUUCGGAGGUUCCCAUGGACAGUGUUGAGAUGCCUCACUUCCGUCAGCGCUCCUUCCUGCCGACCCAACCGGUUCGCCGCACGCCGAUACUUCACAACUUCCUCCACAUUUUGUCAUCUCGCUCCCCUGGGGCUCAGGUGGGAGGCGAGCAGCCGCGCCCUCUAGGUGACAAUGGGAGCAAUGUUGCAGAAUCACCCAGCAUGCCUCUGCCCCAGUACCCCAGCCCUGAACGCGGGCCACCUUUCCCUGGAUGCACUCAGCACCUGGGCAUGGUUUGUCUGUGUAGUCGCUGCUCAGUCAAUCGGAACCCUUCCCUGCCUGCCAACGGGUCCUCUAUGACCCCCUCUGAUCCCCGGGUAUCGUCUGAUGCCCCCCAGCCUCCCCCUGCUUCCACUUUCUCUUCAGCUCGCACAGAGCCCAGACAACCCACUGAACGACCCUCAGCCUUUACAUCAGUCUACUACAGCGCCGGCACUUCUCUUAAUCCCACUGCACCGAGCAGCAUGGAGCCACACUCCACCUCCAGACCAGGACCUGACUGGACACGCAACCUGCUCAGCAUGAGGGAGGGAGGGGUUGGUCCAGGUAUGCUGCCCCCCAGAACCUCUUCGUCCUCCAUCAGCCUUCUGUCAGUGCUCCGUCAGCAAGACGGUUCCUCUCACUCCCCCGUGUACACGUCUGCCACUGAGGGACGGGGUUUCCCCCAACAAGGAGACCCAGGGGCCCGAGAUGCUGCAGGUACAAGCAGCGGUCACCACCCAUUCUGGGAUGGUUCUCGCAGCAACACGGCCUCUUUCCGCAAUGUGCUGCAGUGCAACUUGAGCCGCUACUUCAUGGAGUUUGACCGUAUGCAGGACCUGGAGCCUCCAUUAGGGGGCACCAUGACAGAUGGAAGCCAGGAGCAGAGCCAAGAGCUGCUGAAUAAUAACAUGGACCCAGAAAGAGCAGGGCCUUCCUCCUCUUCCUCCUCCACCCCUACCAUCAUCCACUACCAGCCUCCUCUCCCUCCCCCCCCUGCCUCCCACAACCUGGACAACAGUGUUACUCCCCCGGCCUCCCGCGGCCAUCUGAACCGCUGCCGGGCCUGCCACAACCUACUGACCUUCAACCAUGACUCUCAGCGCUGGGAGCGCACCAGCCAGGCUUCCUCCACUUCUGCCUCGUCUCUGGAGCCCUCCUCUUCCUCCUCCUCCUUCCCUGCCUCUUCAGCCCCAUGGCACCCUGAGGAGAGCAGGAGGACACUAGAAGCCCAAACCCAAGAGAGGAGGGCGCCUCCAGAGCCCAAUGAGCAUCCGCCACCCCCUGGAGGUGGAGGAGCAGGAACAGUGGCCUUCCCAAUAGCCCCAUCUUCCAGCCAGCCUGGAGAGCAGACGGUGGGACUGGUGUACAACCAGGACACAGCGCAGUGGGAAAGGGUUUACCGGCAGGCGGCUGCUGGACGAUCGGCAGAGCCACCGGAGGCCUUAAGCCAAGAAAUGCCUGUUGACCCCCCAGAUGAGGACUCCCUGAGGAGGCGACUUUUGGAAUCCUCUCUAUUAUCGUUAUCUCGCUAUGACAUGUCAGGAUCAAGAGACCACCCUAUUUACCCCGAUCCAGCCAGACUUUCUCCAGCUGCUUACUACGCCCAGAGGAUGAUCCAGUAUCUCUCCAGACGAGACAGUAUUCGCCAGCGCUCGCUUCGUUACCAGCAGAACCGCCUGCGGGCCAUGUCGUCCUCUUCAGACAGCCCUGCCAGCAACCCUUCCAGCUCCAUGGACAACAGUGACAUGGACUUUGAGGAGCUGGAUGAUAAUGGGGACAGAGCGAGACACAGGACGCCACGUAAUGCGAGGAUGUCUGCGCCUUCACUGGGUCGCUUUGUUCCUCGGCGUUUCCUCCUCCCUGAGUAUCUGCCCUAUGCUGGGAUCUUCCACGAGAGAGGGCAGCCCGGUCUGGCCACACACUCGUCCGUCAACAGAGUACUCGCAGGAGCAUCGAUCGGUGACGGACAGUCUGCGGUCGCCAGCAACAUCGCAAACACCACCUACCGUCUGCAGUGGUGGGACUUCACCAAGUUUGACCUGCCGGAGAUCAGCAACGGUACGAUGACACUCACCUGCAUCAUUCACCGAGUCUGA